CAGACUUGUACUCUAAUUGUCCGAGGUUCAAGUCCAACUCCUGAUUCAAUCCAGAUUAGAAACCUCAAGUAGGUUAUUAAAGUUUCCGAUAACGGAUAUUUUCUCAAAUCACAUAUAUUACCAUCCAGUUAAGCAACCCAUUCGGCUUUCGUACCCCGCACACAUCCGUUCCCUCCUCUUCCAUGGCUACCUCAUCGUCCGUUCCAGUCUAUGGGGGCCACCUCGAUCGGGAUCCUCCGUCACCGAAAACUAAACCGCGUUCGAUUAAUUCAUCCGCCGUUCUGGUCCAAUCGCUAGCACUUCCGAAGAACAGCAGCUCCGCAUUCAGACAUGAUAAUAGUCCCUCCCCGCAUCCACGAUUUCCCCAACCGGCAUCUCUGGCAAACGAGAGUGCCCCUCAAGAGGAAAACACCAGUGAGCCUACCCAGUACAACAUAUUUGAUUUGAAAAACUACUCCAGUGUUCUCCUUGAAAACAAGAGCUCAGUUGCUAGAGACCAUAUGGCAAACGAGAGGACAUUCUUGGCGUGGCUUCGUACAAGUCUAGCAUUCGUGUCGAUUGGUAUCGGUGUGACCCAGUUGUUCCGCUUAUCGUCGCAGUCAUCAAACACUGUCACCAACGAAAAGUUGGCCCGCAUUCUAUCAUCGCCCUCAGCGGGACUUUUGGCCAGCUUUAGCACUGGUAAAGUCUUGGGGACGUUGUUCAUAGGCAUUGGCAUCUGCAGUUUACUAUUCGGGGUGGUGCGCUACUUUGAAGUGCAGGCGUUGCUACAAAAGAAUUACUACCCUGCGUCUCGCUUAGGGGUACUUGCGUUGAUUAUAUCGGUAUUUUGCUUAAUAACUGCCACUUUUGUUACCGUGGUCUGCUCGAUUUGAUACUAUUGUGUCACUUUGGGUAUUUGAAAACUCCCCCGACCACUAAUGAAUAUUCACACCAAGUCGCCGUAGCUGGAUGCCGAAUCAAUCCGUGAGAUGAGCGCUCUGGCAGAGUAAAUAUUUGGCCACCUAGACAUAUAUCCGAAUACAAGGAAUAGGCGGUUAACUUGCUUAAACUUUGCAAUAAUAGCAUAACAAAAUCUGAGAGCCUAAACAUGCAAAUGGUCAGAUACUGAAUUAAAACUACUAUGCC
Molecule: messenger RNA, 1128 nt
Organism: Babjeviella inositovora NRRL Y-12698
Lineage: Eukaryota; Fungi; Ascomycota; Pichiomycetes; Serinales
Exons: 2
Coding region: 183-875 (230 amino acids)
Source: RefSeq, a predicted model, not a curated record